CAACAGAUCAGCAGAGAGAGAGAGAGAGAGAGAGGAAUAAACACCAUAAAAACCAGUUAAUCAGAUAUUAAUCACCUGUACAGAUUUUGUAUUUGAAGGACAGACAGAAGGAAAGGAUCUGAAGAUGAUCAGUAAGAUCUUCUCGCAGCUCCUGGGCGGGGCUGAGGGCGGAGCUGAUGUGAGGGUGGAGAGGGAGGGCUGUGAGGAGCUGGUGGAGUUGGAAGAUGGAGAAUGGGUCAUCAUUAACCUUCAUGAGAACCGUUCUGUAGACCGCAUUAGAGAAGAUCCUCUGGAGAACCUGCUGAUCGAGCACCCGAGCAUGUCCGUGUACCAGAUGUGCCGCGGCAGAACCGAGGGAGAGGAGGAGGAGGAGGCUUCAGACGAGGAUGAAGAAGACUCUUCUAGGCCCGUGCCAGUCCGGCAUCACGUGUCGUGGCGUUUGGCCGCCUGGGGCACCCCCCUGCCCGUCCUGCUCUCGGUGCAGCGGGCCAGAGCUCACGCAGACGGCAGGAAACUGACCCGCGGCGCCCUCCACAGGCAGAACCUCACCAACACACGCUUCUCUCCGGCUGACCGUCGCUACGGCCAGUUUAAACAGCCCACUCAGCGCCUCUACAACUACUGAAACCUCACCCGCCUGGCACUGCUCAAUACACUGACCUCAGACUGACCAUGCAACAGACUGACCAUGCAACAGGCUGACCACGCAACAGACCAACAACGCAACAGACCGACCACGCAACAGACCGACCACGCAACAGACCGACCACGCAACAGACCGACCACGCAACAGACCGACCACGCAACAGACCGACCACGCAACAGACCGACCACCGAACAGACUGACCACGCAACAGACUGACCACGCAACAGACUGACCACAGAACAGACUGACCAUGCAACAGACUGAUCACGCAACAGACUGAACACGGAACAGCAUUAUGGGACUGAAUUUCCCCAAAGAAUCUCAAAUUAUAACAAAGAUGACUUUUAAAUGGUCGAGCGAUCAUCACACUGAACACACUCCUCCCUCUCUCUUUUUAUUAUUUAACCCCUUAACAGAGAAAAAAAAACUAUUUCUCUGCAGUAAAAUAAUUUAUUUAAUCUCUGAAAACUCUGAGACUUCAGAGACUCCUGACUGUUCUCUCUCUUCUUCACUUAAUCAUUUCAGAUCAACCAAAACAGGAAUCACCACUAAAUGUUUAAGAUAAAAAAAAAAACUAGGAAACCGUAAUGAAACUAAAGUUUGGAGGACAUGAAAUGUUUAAUAUACAUUCAUUAAAAUACUGAUUUUAAAAUUAUUCAGGAAAGUUCAGGAAAUAUUUUUAUAUUAAUUAGAUUUUAAAAGCUGCAAUUUUUUUUUCAAAUUUAAAAUAUUUUCAAUUGAAAUUACAGUUUUACAGUUUUCAGUAACAAUUCUUAUCAAACAUGAAAUCUUUCUGUGUAAUGCUCCAUUAUUUGCUCCAUUAUAUGCUCCAUUAUAUUGAGAUGUUUUGGGGAAACUGAGUCCUGGUUACUUCAGGUUUGGUGAAGCUCAGGCUGCACAAUGUAUCUGCGAUCAGUCAGUAUCACAGUUUUGGCUUAGAGUUUUAAUUUUUUUGUUAAAGCUGUUUUUAAGUGUUAUUAAUUAUUUUUGUUUUAAAUUUACUAUAAUAAAUAUGAGAUGUACCAUAUAUAAUAUGGUAUAUAGAUCUGCACAAUGCAGAUUGUACACCCAUGCCAUUUUCGUUAAAAAAACUGUGUUAAACAUUAGCAAAUCCCUCAUUUCUCAGAUGAAAACGGAUGCAGUUAUAGGUCGAAUGUUAUCGGACGUAUGAUAUAGGUCAAAUGUGUUUGGAGGUAUGUUUUAGAACUUACAGUGGAACAGAGUGUGUGUUUGUGGUUCUUUUUUUAGCGUAGCCGUGACUAGCGUGCUGGAGUUACAGUGAUAGUACAGUAGGACGUGUUUACUCUGAAACUGAAGCAUGGUGGAGUUAUUUACUGAGUUGAUCUGGGGAAGCGGGGCAAUCUUGUGAUUUUGUGCCAAUUCAGACGCUGAACCUGUGCAGACCUGUCUGCGUUUUUAUUUGUAGCUUUAAAAACCUUGUAAAUAUUACUGAACUUCCAGUUGUUUUGUAACCGAGAACAUAUUUGAUAAAAAUAUUUUAAAAAAAAAGGAAAUAAACAUGUUUUUUGCUAA
Astyanax mexicanus (Mexican tetra) is the source of this 2179-nucleotide messenger RNA. RefSeq lists its product as uncharacterized. The transcript is spliced from 5 exons. NCBI's taxonomy places the organism in Eukaryota, Metazoa, Chordata, Actinopteri, Characiformes, Acestrorhamphidae. Bases 125 to 625 code for a protein of 166 amino acids. Gene Ontology annotation, biological process: autophagosome assembly; positive regulation of DNA-templated transcription. The record is from RefSeq and is a predicted model, not a curated record. Gene Ontology annotation, cellular component: nucleus; autophagosome.